Messenger RNA from Populus nigra (black poplar), 1460 nucleotides. RefSeq names its product NAC domain-containing protein 83-like. The transcript is spliced from 3 exons. Gene Ontology annotation, biological process: regulation of DNA-templated transcription. NCBI's taxonomy places the organism in Eukaryota, Viridiplantae, Streptophyta, Magnoliopsida, Malpighiales, Salicaceae. Gene Ontology annotation, molecular function: DNA binding. The coding region runs from base 393 to 1160 and encodes 255 amino acids. The record is from RefSeq and is a predicted model, not a curated record.
AUUCUUAAAGACAGGUCCCUCUUCUCUUCUUUCUCUCCAACACACCCAUCACUAUAAAAUAAGCCACACUUUCCCUCUCCAAUAGCCACACCUCUUUUACUCCCUCUCUCUCCCCCUUUUCUCCCCUCCACAUUUCUUUCUAUUCUCUAAUCUAUCUUUAGCUCUCCUUUUCUUGUUCCUGUUCUUGUUGAGGCUCUUUGUCAAAUAUUCUCUUCAUGCGAGCUUUGAUGGUGGGUUGUGACUAUAAGAAGGGUGCAUGAGUCUUGGGACUUUUGAGCUAGAAUUGUGCAGCUCCAAUAGUGGGUUGAGACGUUCUUGAGCCACAAGGCACAUACAUAUAUACAUAAAGUUUUUGUUCAAUUUCACGUUUUUGUGAGGUGCUCUAAUAAGACAUGGAGAAGCUUAAUUUUGUUAAGAAUGGUGCUGUUAGAUUGCCUCCUGGAUUUAGGUUCCACCCUACAGACGAGGAGCUUGUAGUCCAGUACUUGAAGAGAAAGGUGUUUGCUUGCCCCUUGCCUGCUUCCAUAAUCCCUGAAGUCGAUGUUUGCAAGUCUGAUCCUUGGGAUUUGCCAGGUGAUUUGGAGCAGGAGAGGUACUUUUUCAGCACCAGGGAAGCCAAGUAUCCCACCGGGAAUCGAUCCAACAGAGCCACAGGCUCUGGCUACUGGAAGGCAACUGGAAUAGACAAGCAAAUUGUGACUUCUAAGGGCAAUCAAGCUGUGGGGAUGAAGAAAACUCUGGUUUUUUACAGAGGAAAACCCCCCCAUGGCACUAGGACUGAUUGGAUCAUGCAUGAAUACCGUCUUGCUGGCACCGAAACCGCUGCCUGCAAUGCCCUGCUAAAUAAGAACUCAAUUCAGGGCUCUGUUGCGGUGCCAAUGGAAAAUUGGGUUCUGUGCCGCAUAUUUUUGAAGAAGAGGAGCACCAAAAAUGAGGAAGAAAACAUGCAAUUUGGCAAUGAUAAUAGACUGUCCAAGCUCAGGACCACAAAGCCUGUUUUCUAUGAUUUCAUGACAAAGCACAGGACAACUGAUUUGAAUCUAGCUCCUUCAUCAUCCUCAGGGUCCAGUGGAAUCACAGAGGUGUCUUGUAAUGAAUCAGAUGAUCACGAAGAAAGCAGUAGUUGCAAUAGUUUUCCUUAUUUUAGAAGAAAACCAUAACUACAAUGCCCUUCUUAAUCAGCCAUUAGUUCUUGUACCGUAUUUAGGUGUUCUGGCUUCUCAACCAUAAUAGCCAUCUUAAGCAAACUAAUGCUUGUGUCGUUAGGUUUCGUCUCUCUCAUCUGCGAGUAUGGUUAAAACAGGAAGGCAAAUCACAAGAGAAAAAAAAGGAAAAGAAAACAAACCCGGCAUUACUGUUGUCAGUAAUGCAGAGAAGAAAUGUGGAUGUCGACAAGUUAUCAUGUAAUCAACCUCAAAAUUUCAAAGUAAUUGAUAUUUCUCUCUUUUUGCAAACAGAAA